AUGUAUUCCUCAUUACGACCAGUUGAUUUACUUGAUCAAAAGCAAUUUUUUGAUUUACAUUUGAUACUUGAUAAUAAAUUAAAAAAAUUAGCUGAAGUUGGUAAAGGCAUAAACAAGGGAUCUUCAGCUCUUACUAUUGAGGAAU
Funneliformis caledonium is the source of this 145-nucleotide messenger RNA. The record is from the annotation of a GenBank genome assembly. Lineage: Eukaryota; Fungi; Glomeromycota; Glomeromycetes; Glomerales; Glomeraceae.